CAUUUUGUCUAAGGACACCAUUCGAUGCGACACCCAUUCCUUUCCUCGGUCUGUCUGUCGGUGUCACAUGCUAAACUGUCCGGGCACACUGACAGUCAUGGAGGGCAGAGCGAGCAGAGGCAGAGGAGGCGGCUGGAGGAGAGGUGGAGGCGGCCGGGGUGGAAGCGACAGCUCUGAAAGUUUUGGCGGUGAACACCGGGGCAGAGGGAGAGGAGGCCACCACCGAGGCCGGGGGAAAAGAGACCACUACCGGGGCCGGGGACGCGGCGGCGGCGGCGGCCACGCGUGGGAGCUGAAUCACAGGGAUCAAAAUGAAGGGGACAACUUCCAGGAAGAAGAUGACAGGACGGAGGUGUUCUCCAGGAGGAAACUGGAGUCAAACUGGGACCGUUAUAAGGAGUCUGAGAAGAAGGAGCCCGAUGAUGACACGCCCACUCAUAGAGGAGCAGACUACCACGUCCUGCUGGAGUCAGCAGGGGAUUCGUUCACUCAAUUCCGCUUUUCCGAGGAAAAGGACUGGGAGAUGGACUCAUUUGUAGCCAGUCAGAUGUCUGCGGCGUUCGUGGACCUCCCAGCGCUCGCCCAGAGCCUCCAACAAGUGCCUCUACAUCAGAGACUCAACCUGGAGGCCGAGCUGGUUCAAGUUUCCACACCAGUGGAGCUGCCCACGAUGACGCUCGCACCGAAACAGGAGUUGCCCAAAACGACCUUGUUCACUCCUCCGACGGCAGCCUUGAAAGUCCUCAGCACCAACCAGAAGGUCUCGGUGGCUACAAACCCGGCGUCUGUUCCAAAGUUGCAGGUUUCUUCGAGCGCAGCAGAGACGCCGGUGGAUGAUGUCGACGAAGAGCUGGACCAGCUGCUCAGUUUACAGAAACCAGUGUUGAGUGUUUCAGGGGAGCAGUCUGUCGGUGUCGAAGAUGAGGAGAGUGCAGUUCCAGAGAAAGCGUGCGAGGAAGUGAUGGAGGUGAUAGAAGAGAAGAUGGAGGAGGUGAAAGACAAAGACGUCGCACCUCCCGAGUCUGUUUCCACGAAGAAGGAAGUGACAGAGGAAGACCUGGAGGACUGGCUCGACAGCAUGAUCUCCUGACAGUCGUCCACCGAGGAAAGACUUGAUUAGAGACAGAAAAGAGAAAUAAUCCUCUGUUCCUUGUGAGACUGUGAAAGUUACACACCGCGGGAGAGUCGCCAUCAGAGGAAAAGAUGUGAGCAGCCG
This is a messenger RNA of Larimichthys crocea (large yellow croaker), 1216 nucleotides long. RefSeq names its product apoptosis, caspase activation inhibitor (gene aven). Gene Ontology annotation, biological process: negative regulation of G2/M transition of mitotic cell cycle. The record is from RefSeq and is a predicted model, not a curated record. The coding region runs from base 68 to 1090 and encodes 340 amino acids. The transcript has 7 exons. Lineage: Eukaryota; Metazoa; Chordata; Actinopteri; Sciaenidae.